AUGGGUUUUGAACUGCGCCCACGUUAUCGUACUGGGUGGAUCCCGUCGUGGCUCAACGCGAAAGAGGAGUCUAUUAUAUACGAAGAUUCACUGGAACACCUGCUACCCCAGGUUAUGGACGCCAAAAGAAUUAAGGACGGUACUACAGUCUGUCUCAAGGCCGUUUAUCGAACACCCAAAGAAGCGGAUAUUGCGAGAUACUUUUCGUCGCCCGACCUGUUGCAAGAGCCAGCGAAUCAUUCAGUACCUAUCCUUGACGUUUUCUGCGAUCCUUCUGCACCCGACUUCGAAUAUCUGGUGAUGCCACUACUCCGACCCUUUGACGAUCCGGAGUUUACGGUUAUUGGUGAGGUUGUGGACUUUGUAACCCAAAUUCUCGAAGGUCUGGCAUUCAUGCAUUCUCAUAAUAUCGCACAUGGGGACUGCACAGGCGCGAACAUCAUGAUGGACGCUCGUCCUAUUUACCCUCGGGGGUGGCAUUUUAAGGCCACUAUCUGUGCGCCUGAUGGGGUGACUUUCAUAACACCGCUGGCGCGUAUAGACCACCCCGUACGGUAUUAUUUCAUCGACUACGGCCUGUCCCAUCGGUUUCUUCCUGGCCAAUCGCGCUUUGUGUUGGAUUGGGGUGGUCGAGAUACGGACGUUCCAGAGUUAAAGAAACUUCAACCAUACGAUCCAUUCAAAGUCGACGUGUUUACGGUUGGUAAUAUGUUCUUCAAAGACCUUUACCAGAAAUACCUUGGUCUAGAAUCUCUUGCCGAUCUCAUCGGAUUUAUGAUGAAUCACGAUCCAGGGAAGCGACCCAGUGCUGAGAUGGCACUUCAGAAAUGGCGGAAAAUCAAGGCUGGACUAAGUCCUUCAACAGCUCGUUGGAGACUCCGUAAACCUGAUGAAUCGGUUGGAGAACGUGUCGUCCUUGAUACGAUCGCCGUCGCAAAACAGGUUGCGGACUUGGUAACAGCCUUCAACACGACACGGAGUGGCUCACGACCUUGA
This is a messenger RNA of Laccaria bicolor S238N-H82, 996 nucleotides long. RefSeq lists its product as uncharacterized. Gene Ontology annotation, biological process: protein phosphorylation; intracellular signal transduction. The coding region runs from base 1 to 996 and encodes 331 amino acids. Gene Ontology annotation, cellular component: cytoplasm. Lineage: Eukaryota; Fungi; Basidiomycota; Agaricomycetes; Agaricales; Hydnangiaceae. Gene Ontology annotation, molecular function: protein serine/threonine kinase activity; ATP binding. The record is from RefSeq and is a predicted model, not a curated record. The transcript is spliced from 6 exons.